AUGUCAGUCCCCAUUGCCAAUUCUAAGGAAGAUGACAAGAACGACACGGUCUUGCAAUGCAUUCCACGAAAUAACCCCCACGCAGUGUUCCUUGGCCAUAACGGGACGACGAACUCUGAUACCAUCUCCACUCCCCUCCUUCAUAACGCCAACGAUUCCAACGUCAACAGCUCGAUGUCCGCCCUCUUGUUUGUUGCAUCUCCUACGACAUCGCCACUCAUCGAUGGCAAUGAGGUCACGAUCAAAGCACCGCUAGAAGGUCCUUCCAUGCAUGACUCUGUAUCCAACGACCCCGUGCCGCGUCCCAACGGCGCAAUGGCCAACAUGCAGACCGUGGUCCUCUGUGUCGUGGCGAGUACAGUUGUUGUCGUCGCCAUCGUAACCGGCAUGCAAGCGCUGCGAAGACAAAUACGACGCCCCAACCAUUUUGACACACAAGCGAACGUGGAUGCCACGUCAGUCUCGUCCAUGUGA
Aphanomyces astaci is the source of this 474-nucleotide messenger RNA. RefSeq lists its product as hypothetical. The coding region runs from base 1 to 474 and encodes 157 amino acids. The transcript has 2 exons. Lineage: Eukaryota; Oomycota; Saprolegniomycetes; Saprolegniales; Verrucalvaceae. The record is from RefSeq and is a predicted model, not a curated record.